AUGGCCGAUGAAACGCUUGAAUACACGACUCCAUUUCAGCUCACCAAGACCAUUAGGCGUGACCCGUACGACGCAAUUUCCCCAACCAACCCUGAGCUUUCAGCUGCUGGCAAAGUCAUUAUCAUCACUGGUGGUGGGUCUGGUCUUGGUGCGGCUGCUGCUGAAGUUUGGGCUAGAGCUGGCGCUGAAGGCAUUGUUGUAGCCGGAAGGCGUCUUGCUAACCUAGAGGAGACAGUCUCCAAACUCCAGGCCAUUAAUAAUGGCAAAACCAAGACGAUUGCCAUCCAGGCAGAUCUCGCUAAAGAUGCAGAAGUCGCGAACCUCUUCGCUGAGACGCUCAAGACUUUUGGUCGUUCUCCUGACGUUGUCCUGGCCAAUGCUGGUGUCUUGAUAGAGGGUAAAGUAGGCGAAACAAGUCCAGAUGAGUGGUGGGAUGCCAUGUAUUUUAUCAAGACCCAGCCAGACCCGGAGAGCCCACGCGGUACCUUCAUGGUCACGAACUCUGGCCUCGCCGGUGUGAUUGUUCCACGGGUUUCCGCUUAUGCGGUCUCCAAGCUCGGUGCACAACGAGUCGUCGAGUAUCUGCAUCUCGAGUAUCCCACGCUCCGCUCAUUCACUUUGCUCCCCGGCGUUGCAAAGACGCCGAUGCUAGCUGGCCAGUUCCUCAAGUUCGGACUUGACCAUGUCGACAUGACAGGUAUGCUGGCCCUGUACCUGUCGACCUCAAGGGCCGAGUUCCUCAGGGGCGGCCUCACGAGCGUCAAUUGGGACAUCGAGGAGACAGAGGCACACAAGGAGGAAAUCUUGGCAGGCAGAUUGCUGGACCUGAAGUGGGUUCAGAUUCUGCCUGCAGGAGGUGGCAGAGGCUUUGAAUAG
Messenger RNA from Exophiala bonariae, 876 nucleotides. RefSeq lists its product as uncharacterized. NCBI's taxonomy places the organism in Eukaryota, Fungi, Ascomycota, Eurotiomycetes, Chaetothyriales, Herpotrichiellaceae. Bases 1 to 876 code for a protein of 291 amino acids. Gene Ontology annotation, cellular component: membrane. The transcript has 4 exons. The record is from RefSeq and is a predicted model, not a curated record.